UUGUAUUUAUGGUAUUCAGUUGGCGUUGCUCGAGGUGUUCUGGAGAAGAUCUCCUUGUGGCGUGGCGACAUCACCCGCCUUGAAAUCGACGCCAUCGUUAAUGCGGCAAACAACAGAUUGGCAGGAGGUGGAGGAGUAGAUGGAGCCAUACAUCGUGCAGCUGGUACUGCUGAACUUCAAAAAGAAUGCCGAGCUAUUGGACACUGCGACACUGGUGCUGCAGUGAUAACAAGCGGUUGCAAGAUGUCACAUAUUAAAAAUAUUAUACACACUGUUGGUCCUAUAUGUUCUGGCAAUGUUGCCUCAGCGAGUGAUCGAGAAAAAUUGUUGUCUUGCUACCGAUCCUGUCUUAAUUUGGCUGUAGAGCACAAACUCAAGACCAUUGCAUUCUGUUGUAUCUCAACAGGUGUUUAUGGUUAUCCUCAGGAAGAUGCUGCUAAAACAGUCGUUGGUUUCCUUACCGAUUGGUUGUCGAAGCCAGAGAAUGCUAUGAACAUUGCACGCAUUGUUCUUGUGCUGUUCAAUCCAGUCGAUGUCGCUGCUUACGAGAAAUUCUUCGAGGAGUACGCUAAGUCACAGAAAUGA
Messenger RNA from Haemonchus placei, 585 nucleotides. NCBI's taxonomy places the organism in Eukaryota, Metazoa, Nematoda, Chromadorea, Rhabditida, Trichostrongylidae. The record is from the annotation of a GenBank genome assembly.